Messenger RNA from Leishmania braziliensis MHOM/BR/75/M2904, 1311 nucleotides. Its product is annotated as putative glycosyltransferase family 28 protein. The coding region runs from base 1 to 1311 and encodes 436 amino acids. Gene Ontology annotation, biological process: dolichol-linked oligosaccharide biosynthetic process. Gene Ontology annotation, molecular function: hexosyltransferase activity. The record is from RefSeq and is a predicted model, not a curated record. The transcript has a single exon. NCBI's taxonomy places the organism in Eukaryota, Euglenozoa, Kinetoplastea, Trypanosomatida, Trypanosomatidae. Gene Ontology annotation, cellular component: UDP-N-acetylglucosamine transferase complex.
AUGUGGCUUCUCAUUGUUCUUCUUGGAUGUGCAUUCCUGGCAUCUCUGUGGCACGGCGUUGUGCACUACGUGCCCCUCGCACUGCGGUCGCCGCACCGAGGCCCCAUGAAGGUUGGCGUGGUGCUGGGCUCUGGUGGACACACAAGUGAGAUGCUGCGCGCCAUUGCGGAGUUACCAGCUUCUUACUGGUUAAACACGCGUCCGUUCUACGUCGUGAGCACCACCGAUCCACAUUCGCGCAGCUUGGCCUCACAGCUGGAGCAGCAAGGCUUCGAGAGACGCGCUAUCGUGCACGCCAUCCCACGCGCACGCGAGGUGGGUCAGAGCUACCUGACGUCGGUCGUCACCACACUCAAGGCGACCCUUGCGUGUUUUCGACUUGUCUGUACUGAGAGGCCGGACGUUUUGCUCACGAAUGGUCCUGGCGUGUGCGUGCCUGUGAUCGCGGCGGCCGUUGGCGUGGCAUCGUGUGUGCCGUGGUGGUACGGGCGCCCUGCCAUUGUCUACAUGGAGUCCUUCACCUGCGUCUCGCACCCCUCCCUGACAGGGCGCUUGUUGGCGCCGUGGCUGGCGGACAUCUUUACGGUACACUGGCGUGCUCUGGAGAGAGUUGUGGCUCGGCGACGCCGCCGUGGAACGCUGGUGUACGUUGGAUCUGAGGAAGUGCGUGCCACAGGCGACGCAGGACAUCGCCUCCGGUCUCUUCCUGCCGAGCAGGAGGCGUACGCGCUGGUGACGGUGGGGUCGACAAAGUUCCCCUCGCUGGUGAAGGCAAUGGUGCAGCCCCGCGUUUGCGCCGCCUUGCACCAGCACUUUGGCAUCAAGCGUCUCUACGUGCAGCAUGGCACCACUGAGGCGGUGGCACCCGCAGAGGCGACUCUCCUGUCCGAACCGCCAACAGUAGCUGGUGCCGAUGCUUCUCAUCCAACGAGGCGGUGGGACUGUGGGGGCCUCCUCGUGGAGGCCUUCCGGUACCGCCCUAACCUGGAUGCCGUGAUCCGUGGGGCCACCCUCGUCAUUACCCACGCUGGUGCGGGCACCAUCUUGGAGGGACUGCAGGCGCAGCGACCCUUGGUGGUAGUUCCGAAUCGUCAGCUAAUGUCCGACCACCAGCUGGAGCUCGCUGAGGUUCUUGCCGCCGGUGGCUUUCUCUUCUGCGUCCACGUUGCUGAGCUGACAGAGAGGUUGCCUUUGCUUGACCUGACAGCGCUUCGACCACACAGUGGCAUGGAUGCCGCACAGCUUCGGGAAGCGCUUCGACUGGUGCUGACGGGGCAUUCUGGGAGCGGGGAGAGGGCGAGGUCAGAGUAG